AUGUCUUGGUUGUUUGUUGUCCAUAUUUUCAUGGUGAUGACUAGUUCAAGUUCAAUCUCCUUUGCACUUGGCCGCCCCAGCAAUGAGACGGACAAGCUCUCUUUACUUGCCUUCAAGAGCAAAAUAAGUGAUGAUCCGCUAGGCAUCCUCAAUUCUUGGAAUGAUUCCCUCCAUUUUUGUCGCUGGCAAGCCAUUACUUGCGGUCGAAGACACCGAAGAGUUACUAUGUUGGACCUCGACUCGUGUGAACUAAAGGGCCAAAUAUCUCCCCAUGUCGGAAAUUUGAGCUUUCUAAGGACAUUGAAUCUCCAAAACAAUAGUUUUGAGGGUGAAAUUCCUCCACAAAUUGGUGCUUUGUUCCGGUUGCAAGUACUACGGCUUCAGAACAACUCUUUGAGUGGCGAAAUUCCGGUCAACAUAUCUCUCUGCUCCAAUCUAUGGUACCUAGGACUAGGAAGUAACAAUCUCACGGGCAAACUUCCUAACGGUAUGGGGUAUCUAUCAAAACUUCAAGUACUAAAUUUAAGAUUCAACGACUUUGUUGGGAAAAUACCAUCUUCCUUUGGGAACCUUUCUUCUCUUGAGAUGGUCACCAUGGAAUCAAAUAAGUUUCAUGGUAAUAUUCCAAAUAGCCUUGGCCAGUUAGAAGGUUUGACAUAUCUUGCACUAGGCCUAAAUAACCUGAAUGGUACUAUCCCUUCCUCACUAUAUAAUUUAUCUUCCAUUCAAUUAUUCUCUGUCCACACAAACCAACUUGUAGGAAGUCUGCCUCCUGACUUGGGUCACACUCUUCCAAAUCUUGAAGCUCUUUAUUUCCAUUCUAACCAUUUCACCGGACGGAUUCCUAUUUCGAUCUCUAAUGCGUCGAAACUAUAUCGCUUAUUCAAGUUUCAACUAACAACUUGA
This is a messenger RNA of Morus notabilis, 906 nucleotides long. Its product is annotated as putative receptor-like protein kinase At3g47110. Gene Ontology annotation, cellular component: plasma membrane. The record is from RefSeq and is a predicted model, not a curated record. The transcript has a single exon. NCBI's taxonomy places the organism in Eukaryota, Viridiplantae, Streptophyta, Magnoliopsida, Rosales, Moraceae. Bases 1 to 906 code for a protein of 301 amino acids. Gene Ontology annotation, biological process: hormone-mediated signaling pathway. Gene Ontology annotation, molecular function: protein binding.